CUACAUCAAACCACGCACUCAGGAUGCGUCGGAAGUCCUCAAGAAGCAGCCCCCAGCCAGAGGUAAUGCACUUGCCGUGGCGCAUUUCCUUGCCCGAGGAGAAACCACCAGAGAGCAAAGUACUGUUGCAGCAAUCUUCUCAUAAACUCAUUAGCACUGUUCCCAGAGCACCAAAAUGCAACAAAUACCAAUUCAUAUCCAACUACACCGCCCAGCGUGUGGCUGGUGCAAAUGAGCUGGAAGCGAUAUUGCAGGAAAAAGGAAUUUACAAUUCUUCACUAUGUACACCAAACGUCGAACAAACCGAUCUCAACUCCAGUGACCAUUUUCUAUCGUUGGAGAUAUUUGACGACUGGGAGUAUGAUACAUUCGAUCCUGCAGCGUUGAACGUCUGGAAGAAUGUGGAAGCUCUGGCAAUUUUUCCACCCUUCACCGACUGGCACCAAGUAAGCGUUCUUAGCCAAGAGCCAAGCUCAAAUAGCUGGGAGGUGAAACGAAAGGAUACAUCCAGCUCGCACCGAAUUCCACGCCUUCAGCUUUACUUCCUCUUCGAAGACCCGUACAAGUUUGCGGAUCGUAUUGCUGCUGCAGAAAAAGCCCGCAAAACGGCAGAAAAUGCUAUCCGCUUCCGAUUUCUCUGUAAGCACCUUUCCAGUGGUGGAUGUUUUGCUCCGGGUCGUACACUCGAGCAAAGCAUUCGACGACGCACUAGUGAGGAGGUGUACGCCAUAUUUAAGAACCUCUACGAAAGCUACCACAUUGCGUUGGCCGUUGGGAAACAUCUCACCCAGGACAGCUCGGUGGCAAUCAAACAACCCACCAUUAGAAGCAUGGACUCGGCGAAACACACCGCUUCACCCGAGGUUGCUCGUUCGCCUAUCGCCUAUCUGCUCGAUUGUUUCAGACGCAAAACGUUGCUCUGCGAUCGGAACGUGUUCCAUGCGCUGCGCUUUGUAAAUCAAGAGUGUGAGAUGGUUCGGAAGCUACCACUGUUUAUCGUGGCAAACGAGAAGCCUAUCCCGCUGGAAGAGUACGAGAAGCAGAAUCUAGCGCAAACGAGCAAAACGAUGAAGUACCUGCAGAAUAGCUGGAUCGAGCGUUCGACCAUGCACCUGCAUCGGAUGCUAGCGCGCAUCGGUGAUGGGAACUUCAAUAUCGGUGUAUCGAGGUGGAAGAUCUACUCGGUAAUGAAGCUGAAGCGUCUCGUCGAGCAGGUGCUGUACCGCAUGCAAGACGCACUGCGAGAUCUCUUACUUACCUCAACCACGGCUUACGUUCAUUACCUCGUGAACGAUUGCAGUGCCAUACUGGCUAUAGAGCGAGAGGACUCCUGCUUUUCCUGGGACGGAAAUCUCAUCGACAGUCCGUUCGAACCGAAACGUCCGGCCGUGUUCUAUCUUACGCUGGAGAUGGGUCAAGAAACGCCAUACUAUUCUACCGAUCCGGACACGUUUCCCGACACGCUACGAUGCCUUAUGGACGACGUCCUAACGGAGUGCCACUUUAUACACACCAUCGAGCCCACCCUGAUGCAGUCGCUUAUCUUCGCUGAAAACCUCUUCCUAUCGUCCGUGGGACUGCUCGAUCCGUUAAUCGUGCAGCGGCGAGAAGCGUUGCUGGAGUACUAUCGAAAAUCUCUGCUUCCCCUUAAAGCUUACGCUGCACGGUACACCGCCUACAGAGAGCUGUUCUUUACCAACGUCAAGGAAUUCAUCGAGCAGAUUAAAAGCGCGGACAAAUCAUCGUCCGAGAUUAAGGAGGACAUUGCGCUACAGAUUCGCAUGCGAGAAAACUUGGAACACACCGUUCCGCUUUACAUCGUCAUAGGUCCAUACUGGAUCAACGUUGCACCGCUGCGGGAGGCUUUGAUCCGCAAGCGUCUCGAACUGACUGCCGCUCUGCUGAAGAUGCUCACGGAUAACUUGCGUCUCAAGACGGCGGACGUGAUAGGAUGCUACAACACCAUCAACGAGCGGAUGUGUGAAAAGCCCGUCUCAAUCGAGCACAUCUACGACAUCCGUGCGUACAUGGAGGACGUGCCGGAGCUGGUGAGCCGGCUGGAAGAUCGUAUGCGAAGCAUACUGUACGAGUACGAAAUAUUGGACGGGUUUCUGCAUAAUCUGCCGGAUGCCGACUUUCAGCAGAAAUGGAACGCUCUCGCUUACCCCCGGUUGGUGCUGAAGCAGAUGGUUUCGGUCAAGGAGUUUCACGAGACCGAGGUGGACCGGUUCCGCAAGCAACAGUUUGCGGACGAAGCCGCUUUUACCGCCAGCAUCGAGGACAUCAAUGCGUACAUCUCCAAGUUUACCACCCUGUACGAUGUGUCGAAGGUGUCGGAGAUGUCGGUCGAGGUACGCCGGCUCUGGAAGACGCUACAGGAGCUGAUCGAUGAGGGUCACAUCAUGAACCGGCGCCAGGAGCUGUUCGAAAUGGCACCGAUUAGUUUGAAUAAUUUAUUCGAGCUCCGAACCGCUUUCAAAGCGUACCGUGAACUGUGGACGGUAGCGGCCGACUACUUAAAGCUGGAGGAAACCUGGAUCGGUAACCCUUUGGCCAGCGUUGAUCUGGAAGGCGUACGCCGAGGAUUGCAGCAGACGCACGACAGCUUGAAGGAUUUGCUGCCACUCUUCCGUGACCAACCACAGCUGUUGGCCGUGGUGGAACAUUUCAUCUUGGUCGUGGAAUCUUUCCGACCAAACCUGGACAUUAUGGAGCUGCUGAAGUGUCCCUACCUGGAAGCCAUACACUGGGGUCAGCUGGCAAAGGAGAUUGGCGUUAAGGGCAAACUGUCGGUGGACGUUGGGUUCGAUGUGUUUCUGGAGCAUGGGUUCCGGGAUCAUCUGGAAACGGUUCGGCGGGUUGUGGUCCGGGCGGAACAGCAGCGACUGGAGCAAGAGGCACACUGGGCGGAAGAAGAACGUAUCAGGCAGAUCGAAGAGGACUAUCGACGGGCGCGUGCCGAACGGCGACAGAAGCGUACCGAGAUAUAAAUAGAUGAGAUUGGAAUUUUAAUGUUAGGUUUGUGUUAAAUAAAUGGUUCAUCAACGCAAAUCAAUUAUAAAUUAA
This is a messenger RNA of Anopheles stephensi (Asian malaria mosquito), 3066 nucleotides long. RefSeq names its product dynein heavy chain 1, axonemal (gene sac). Gene Ontology annotation, biological process: microtubule-based movement. Bases 24 to 2990 code for a protein of 988 amino acids. Gene Ontology annotation, molecular function: dynein light intermediate chain binding; minus-end-directed microtubule motor activity; dynein intermediate chain binding. NCBI's taxonomy places the organism in Eukaryota, Metazoa, Arthropoda, Insecta, Diptera, Culicidae. Gene Ontology annotation, cellular component: dynein complex. The record is from RefSeq and is a predicted model, not a curated record. The transcript has 2 exons.